GACGUUUUCAGUUUGGAAUUUCCGUGCGUUUUGAUCGUCUGUCUCCGCGGCGGGUCUCCGAAUUUGGUGUGGAAAUUUUAGUUUCAGGUGAACCUUUUUGAUAGAGAAUCGUAAAACGGCGGAUAAUGGAAUUAUGAUGUGCCAUAAAUGAUACAACGGGUGGCAUGUUUGCAUGUCGGAAGCAAAUCAAGAGUGAAUUAGUGAGUGAUUUUACUACCAUCGUAUAGACAACAAAAGAAGAAGAAGAGUAAACCAACGAAGAAAACCACAUUGUGUUAGAAUACACUUUUCGCGGUGCCAAUUUAUAAUUCAUUAAGCUUCCCAUCAGAAAUUUUCCUCCAAGAAGAGCCAAAAAAGAGUAGUUAAAUAAGAAGAGGAAGCAGCAUUCCAACAAACCAUGGAACGCGUCUGGCGCAAGGUGAAUCAGGGUCUCACGAUGAGAUCUUCGUCGACAAAGGUCCCGGGAGGAUCCGCCACAACCGGGUGUCUUCCGUUGCCGGCGUCGUCUACGGGGCACAGCCAAAGUUUGCAACACCAUCACCACCAGCACCAGCACCAUAUUCACCACUCGACGGAUACGACCAGUUCGGCAGGGUUCGGAGAGGCCCAGCAGGUUGUGGCCGUGCAACAGCAGCAGCAGCAACAACAGCAACGUCGCCGGGUCAUCAUUCCGGGGGCACAUACGACCUCGUCGGAGAAGCGACGCCGGCGAAGACGCCGCAGCCGGCCCAAUCGAGGGGAUGGUAACUCACAAGGUGUCGGCGGUGGUCACUCAUCCGCAGAUCAUCACAAGAAUCACAUCUCGUCUUCCCGUGGUCGUGGCGCCGGUGGCACCACCAGCUCCAAUAACAACAACAACACCCAGCUCGGUCUAAUGUCCCAGGUUGGCACCGAACAGUCCCUGCGGCAAAGGGCCGUCGCCCGGCUCAAGAUGUUCAACUUCAAUCUCAACUGGGAUCUGCACAUGAACCAGUGCAAACCGUGCGGACCAAAAAGUGGCAACAUAAUCACGAGGCGCCUCUGCCGGAACCGCCGGGGCGAGGACAACGAACUUUACCGCUCCAACAGCUUCAAAUUUGAGCGGUUCGAGCGGAAGGAAGCGGGCGGGCCGGAAACCGGAACGAGGACACUGCGAAAACAGAUUUCCGUCUGUGAUGACUACAGCCUGCCGAUAGACUUUGUCAAGAAGCGACCGUCCAGUUUCGAUCCCUGCCUCGCCGAGCGUCUGCCCGACAAUUGGGCCUCGCCAAGUCCACAAUCCGAGCACGUUUCAUUUCUCGAACCGCUGAACCUUCAGCAACCCUUAUCGGCAGCCGUCCCAAACAACUGCAGCAGCUUGGGACCGUCAGUGGUCGGCAUCGGAACCGGAACUCUACCCCAUCAACCGCAACCGUCCCUUCAGCAGCAGCAGCAGCAGCAACCUCAACAGCAGUUUGUACUUGCUCCUCCUACGUCGGUGGUCAAUCCGCUUGAGCUCGAGGAAGAACUCAUUGAUGGUGUUCGGGAGACUGCGACGCUAGGACCAGCAACCGUUGCGAUCAAAACCGUUGAGGAGGUUUUCGAUACGAGACGGAGUUACAAGAGGAGCACCGGGAGAUCGCAGCCACGACCUCAUCGGAGACGCAGCAGCAACUCGGAGGUCAAGUACAUCAAUCAAAACUUUAGUUCAGGAUCUUCCGCGCCCAUUUCUUCCGAAGAAGAGGACAACAACGACGACGAUGAGGAGUUGAACAAGAUUCCGGAACUCAACUCACCCGAUAGCAUCUCGGAAGACCUAAUCAACCCUCUACCGCAACGUCACAGUCCAAUCAAGACUACCGGACCCGACACAGCGAAACGGAAUCCGUCUCCUUACUAUUAUUCGGACUUGUUGAAAAAUAAGGGUGGACAGCAGGAACCUGAAGCGCAACAACAGACUGAAAAUAAGACAACAGGAAGUCGAGCUUCAUCGAGUGGAGCACGUCAACGAGAACCGGGAACUCGUUACAGGAAGAGCAGCAGCCUCGACACCCCAGCCGCGGAGAAAGAAGUCUGUCUUCCGAAGCGGUAUUCCAUCACCGAAGAGGGAGUUCGCAUAAUCCGGUGUGACUCACCCUCAACCACCACCUCCGACGACUCGGACUGCUCUGAAUGUCGAAAAAGAAGAGACUGGCAUGCGCAAGCGUUGGCAAUAGUACGGUCGGCGAACUGUAACCUUCCACCGUCGGGCGAUCCCUCAAUGCCACCGCAUCGAAUGCUCGGUCCAGCAGCAGCAACAGUCUGUGCCUGUGCCACUCCCGCGUUCGGCGAGGACAACGAUGAGCUCUUCCGACCGCGAAGUAUCUUCUACGUGCAUCAACCGGGCGCCCAAGACUGCGCCGACUGUUCGGUACUGAGCGAUCACUCGGCUGCAGCGGCGGCGGUGCACGAAGACAUGACGGGCGUCAGGACGCGCCAAAUCUACGAGACGGCCUUCGAUUCGAAGAUUACCCGUUCGGACGACGACCUGGAUGAAGUCGAUCGGGUAACGAAUCAAUCGGUGCUGAUUCAGCUCAGCAGAAGCAACAACAGCAGCACCAGCAACAUGGUCUCCAGCCAAAACAAGGAGAAUCGCGACCGAAGCAAGCGGGCGGACACCAAGCGACCAAAGAGCCUGCUGAAAACGCCCUCCUCAACCCAGAUCCAAACCACGGUCGACAUCGAGAACACCUCGGAAGCGAACCUCUCCCAGGAUCUGGAGAAGCUCCAGCUAGACUCACAACUAGACAAUAUUACCAACGCCAACUCCACGUCUUCCUCGCAACUUCCACUUCGUGGUUACACGCCUUCCCCGCCCUCUACCGCACCCCUUCCGAUGAAGUUCCCCGUCAAGCACGAGCGGUUCUUCAUCAACAGCAUCAAGAGUGCCCCCAACCUUCCCUCCUCGAACGCGGCCCAACAUCCGCGCUUGCGGGAUCUCCGCCUAGACAUCCAGGCGAUACGAAACAGCGAAGUUCCUCCUUCCGGCAGUUGUGACGGCAGCAUCAACGAUUCUUCCUACAAUAGUCCUAAGAGCACCGAGCGGCCACGUUCCACCAUGUGUCUCGAGCCGGAGCGGGUCCUCGAGCUCAAACGCAGCCAUCGAUCCCACAAGCAGCGGGGACGAAACUUCUCCUCAACGGAGAGCAUGGCCACCUCGGACAGCGGCGGCAGCAUGGAGUCCCUCAAGUCCAGCACCAGCGAGGGCAACCGCAGCACGUCCAGCUCCGACUCGCGUCAGUCCUCCUCCCUCAGCUCGCACAGUUCCGAUUCCGGACCAACAAUUGCCUUUCCGCUUCGCGCCCCCGUGGUCGUCCACAACAAGCUGAACAUCCUGAGCCCCAUCUCGGACAAAUCGUCCCAGGAGCCCGGCUCGGAAACCUCGGACAUCAACAGGAACAACUCGCAGAAACAAUCGCAGGAGGAGAUCAACGCGAGUGGAACCCUGAAGAAGGAGAACGACGAGAACGAGACUGCUGCGGUGAAGACGUCAACGGUGCCUAAGAGACGAUCCGCCCCGAACAAGGCGCUGCUGCUGAUAACAGGUCCCGAGAUCCAGGGCUCCGACAGUGGCAUCUCCCUUCAUUCGCGCGAGGACGUCAAGUCGCGAACCAACUUCCUGAACCUGGGCAUCCAGCGCGCCUCCCUAGGUCUGGAAAAGUCCGACAGCGGCAAGCCGACCCUCCCUCAGGAAUUCAGCGAUCUUCCAUUCGACAUGCCAAAGCUGCGCCGUCGGCGGGCCCACAUGCAACAGGAACCCUGCACCUCCGGCAGCGUCACCUCGGUGGACGUCGGCGACCUGCCGUUCGACAUGCCAAAGCUGCGGCGGCGGCUCCGGAUGCCCCAGAACCAGCAGAUCCAGCAGCUCGCCGUUCCGUCCACUUCGGGAAUCUUGCUGCAAACGAGCACCGAAUCCAGCGGGCUGUCCCAAGCGUCGUCCAGCCUGUCGAUGCGGGACUCGGACAACAGAGCGGCGGCACUGGCUGGGGGAUUUUUCAAGCAGAGUCUAACGCUGAAUCUGAACGAGUGCAGCGCAAAGCCGGUGAAGAAGUUUGGCACGCUCGAUCUUGGCCUCAACUUUAAUACGGCCCGUUCGAACGUGGAUCUGAUCGAUGCUUCCAUUUCGCUGGAUCGACAAGGCUGGUACCAUGGAUCGAUCAGCCGAAUAGACGCGGAAAAGAUUUUGCGGCCACUGGGCGAAGGAAGCUUUCUGGUGCGGAAUAGUGAAUCAACCCGGCAGGACUAUUCGCUCACUUUGAAGAGCGCCAAGGGCUUCAUGCACAUGCGGAUACAGCGCGACCCGGACUCGAGCCAGUACAUCCUCGGUCAGUUUAGCCGGCCCUUCCCCACGAUCCCGGACAUGAUACGACACUUUUGCCUCAACCGGCUGCCGGUGCGGGGCGCCGAGCACAUGUGCCUGCUGGAACCGGUCAUUGCGCAGAUCCUCUAGGGCGCGGCCCCUUAAAGCUAGCUUUUAUUUCAUAGAGUGACGAUAAAAUCUCUUUCUCUAACAAUCCCAAUUUUGGGUGACGUCAAAGUUGUAUAGAAACAAAGCUAAAUUAAAACUGUUGGAAAAUACGAGCGCGCGUAAAAAAUGGCGCCAACUGUAGAUUUUAGUCAGGUUAGUGAAAGGAAGGAACCCCACUUUAACCAGCAGAAACUUUAAUACACUCACACACACACUCACUACUGUUUAGAAAGACACUUUCACAGAAGUCAACAAUAACUUGUAAACAGUGAAAAGGUCGUUUGAAGAAAGUAUAUCGAGAAAGGUUUGCCAAAGUUGGCUGAAACUAGUUUGUGUUCCUUUUUGGGUUAGGUACUACUAAGUUUAACUUGUGACAAUAAAUCUUGCGUUUGUUUUCGAUUGCCAUUUGCCACAUUUGUACAGAGAUGAGUAAAAUAAUCCAUCAGAGCUAGCUAACGAUGUGUUUUAAGUGAUUGAAUGUCAGUUUGUGCUGUACUCUCAAAUAUUAUAUUGUGAUAAAGUUACUUUGUUGAAGAUUAAUAUAAUUGCCGACAGCAAAGCAGAACGAUUCUUCUGAGUUUCCAAGCCGUUAUGGUUUCACUUAAGAUUGCGAGUGUGAAAAAAACGAACACAUUAGAGAUGGAAUAAGUACGAACAGAAAUGCCAAAAUUAAACUGUGAAAAGGGAAUAUUUGCAAUUUUAUAACCAACAAAAGAAAAACCAAGUGAAAGUGAAGUGCAAUAUAACAAAAAACCCAAAAUU
This is a messenger RNA of Culex pipiens pallens (northern house mosquito), 5227 nucleotides long. RefSeq lists its product as uncharacterized. The coding region runs from base 398 to 4447 and encodes 1349 amino acids. Lineage: Eukaryota; Metazoa; Arthropoda; Insecta; Diptera; Culicidae. The transcript has 12 exons. Gene Ontology annotation, molecular function: phosphotyrosine residue binding. The record is from RefSeq and is a predicted model, not a curated record.